AAGCCAUAAAAAUUUGAUCCACAAUGGAUAUUACCGAUAUAAACAAGGUGGCCACUCGCAAGAGAAUGAGUGCAGAUGUUGAAAAGCUCCGGGAAAAGGUUUCUCGUGAGAAUAAAAAAAUUAUCAAGCUGAAGGUGGCCCAAGACACCGCUUAUUGGGAUUUAAAAGAAAAGUUGCGUGAAGUGGAGACCAACCAUGCGAAGCUGCAGCAGAACAUGCUGGAGGUACAGAUGCAGUAUGAAACAGUUUCCGGGCAGUAUCAAGAGGAAUUGAGACACAGGCCCGAAGUUAUGAAUAAGUUAGGCAGUACCCGCGAGAUCUGCAACGUACUAGUAGAAUACAGCGAACGCCUCCGGGAAACAUUGUCUCGCUGUAAGGCGGACCAAUCAGCUCUUUGCGAGGCUUACCAGCAAUUGGGACAAAUGGUCAGCGAAAUGAAGACUCAGCAUCUACAGAAAGAGGAGAAAACCAACCAGGUUAUUGAGAACCUGCAGGAUAAACUGAAAAUGUCAACAGACCAUCAGAGUCAGCUGGCGCAAUACUUCACCACAGAGAAACAACGUGUUGAUGUUGAGUUAGUUGCAGUAAAAAAUGAACUAGCAUCUGCUCUGGCUUCUAAAGAGCAGCUGAUAGCUACAAAUACUGACCGUAAUCGCGAACUAGACCAGUGCCAUCAAGAACUAGAAAAGAAAGAGGAAGCCUUGGCGCGUCUUCAAAGAGACACCGAGCAAUUGAUUCAUGAUUUCAACGUUCAAGCUUCUGAAAUCAAAUCGGAAAUGUCACGAGUUGAAAAAGAACUCAAAGAAGCAACUGCUAGUAACGACUCUCUUAAGACAGCUCUUAACAAUCAAGAUACUUAUACUCGGAGCAUUUGUGAGCAAAAUAAUGCAUUGCAAGAAAAAAUUGCAGCACUGGAGGAGGAACAAAAUACCACUGGAAACAUAGUGAAGGAACUUCGAGCUAAUAUUCAGGGUGCCACCAAAGCUAAUGACUUUUUAAAAGCCGAACUGGGGAUUUCAAUUGACCAGAACAAAUACUUAGAAAAAGAAAUAAUUCAUAAAACAAAGCUUCUAGCGGACGCCGAAAAGGAAAAACAGGAAUUGCUAUCCAAAAUAUCAAUUAUGGAAAAAGAAAACGGUGGAAAAGUAGCUGAUUUAAACAAAGCCGCAAAUGAGGUGAAAUCUCUAAGUCUAAGAAUUCAGGAGCUAACAAUCGCUGAUGGAGAACUUGCAAAACAAAUUGAAGAUAUGGAAGAUGCUUUAAAAGCUUCAAGAGAUGCAGCGGAUGCUAAGAUCACGGAACUGGCAACAAUCAUCGAAACCAAAAAUCAAGAACUUGACUCCAAAGCAUCUACAAUUUCACAUCUGAUGACUGAAGUAAAGACCGCUGUGGAUGCUCGAGCUAAGUUAGAAAUUACUCUGCAGAGCACCAAAAGUGACAUUGCCAUGGAGAGACAGGCAACUAUGGGAAAAGAGCAAAAAAUGAUACAACAGAUUGAAAAAUUAGAAGUUGUGGUUAGAGCACGCCUGCAAGACAAGAUCAAAGACAUGCAGAAGAAAAUUGACAACAUUCAGAAGGAACUUACUGGAUCGUUGAUUCGACCUCCAGCAAUUCAACCUGAAUUAGACGAUAAUGCUGUUAUGUUGACUCCUUCUAACAAGAAGGUAGUACAGUAA
Hyposmocoma kahamanoa is the source of this 1676-nucleotide messenger RNA. RefSeq names its product myosin-11-like. Lineage: Eukaryota; Metazoa; Arthropoda; Insecta; Lepidoptera; Cosmopterigidae. Bases 24 to 1676 code for a protein of 550 amino acids. The transcript is spliced from 10 exons. The record is from RefSeq and is a predicted model, not a curated record.